Lontra canadensis (Northern American river otter) is the source of this 1888-nucleotide messenger RNA. RefSeq names its product alpha-N-acetylgalactosaminidase (gene NAGA). Gene Ontology annotation, biological process: oligosaccharide metabolic process; glycoside catabolic process; glycosylceramide catabolic process. The coding region runs from base 130 to 1365 and encodes 411 amino acids. The record is from RefSeq and is a predicted model, not a curated record. The transcript has 10 exons. NCBI's taxonomy places the organism in Eukaryota, Metazoa, Chordata, Mammalia, Carnivora, Mustelidae. Gene Ontology annotation, cellular component: cytoplasm. Gene Ontology annotation, molecular function: alpha-galactosidase activity.
CAGUCGGCUGCCCCAGAGGCAGAAACGGGCGGCGUUCUGGGGGCGUCUGCGGGCUUCCGAAGUCCAACAUAUAAAGCUGGUAAAAGCAGAGCAGAUCUGGUCAGGUUCCGAGACGCUGAGUCCAGAGCAAUGUUGCUGAAGACAGUGGUCUUGCUGGCCCUGGUGGCCCAUGUGCUGGUGCUAGAGAAUGGGCUCCUGCGGAAGCCACCCAUGGGCUGGCUGGCCUGGGAACGCUUUCGCUGCAACACCAACUGCAACGAGGACCCGAAGAACUGCAUCAGUGAGAGGCUCUUCAUGGAGAUGGCCGACCACCUGGCGCAGGAUGGAUGGCGGGACCUAGGCUACAUAUACCUCAACAUCGACGACUGCUGGAUUGGUGGGCGUGACGCUAAAGGCAACCUGGUGCCCGACCCCAAGCGCUUCCCCAACGGCAUUGCCUUCCUGGCUGACUAUGCUCACUCCCUGGGCCUGAAGCUGGGCAUCUACGAGGACAUGGGCAACUUCACCUGUAUGGGCUACCCAGGCACCACACUAGACAAGGUGGUUCAAGACGCUCAAACCUUUGCCGCGUGGAAGGUGGACAUGCUGAAGUUGGAUGGCUGCUUUUCAACCCCCAAGGAACGGGCCAAGGGGUACCCCAAGAUGGCAGCUGCCCUGAAUGCCACAGGCCGCCCCAUCGCCUUCUCCUGCAGUUGGCCAGCCUACGAAGGGGGUCUUCCCCCGAAGGUGAACUACACUCUGCUGGCAGAAAUCUGCAACCUCUGGCGCAACUAUGACGACAUCCAGGACUCCUGGAGUAGCGUGCUCUCCAUCCUGGACUGGUUCGUGGACAACCAGGACAUCCUGCAGCCGGUGGCAGGCCCUGGGCACUGGAACGACCCAGACAUGCUGCUCAUAGGGAACUUUGGCCUCAGCUUUGAGCAAGCCCGGGCCCAGAUGGCACUAUGGACGGUGCUGGCAGCACCCCUCUUCAUGUCCACAGACCUGCGUACCAUCUCAGCCCAGAACAUGGACAUUCUGCAGAAUCCACUCAUGAUCAAAAUCAACCAGGAUCCCUUGGGCAUCCAAGGACGCAGGAUUCGCAAGGAGAAAUCCCGCAUUGAAGUGUUCAUGCGGCCCCUGGCCAACGCGGCCAGCGCCUUAGUCUUCUUCAGCCGCCGGACGGAUAUGCCGUAUCACUACCACUCCUCCCUCGCCCAGCUCAACUUCAACAGCUCCCACACGUAUGAGGCCCAGAACGUCUACACGGGUGAUGUCAUCAGUGGCCUCCACUCUAAAACCAACUUCACAGUGAUCAUCAACCCCUCAGGGGUGGUGAUGUGGUACCUGUAUCCCGUCAGGAAGCUGGGGACGCCCCAGCACUGAGGAGCUGAGACAUGGGACAGGCUGUGGCGGCGUCGCUGAGCCCAGACUAUGGAGCCUCCACAUGCCGAGGCCAGCAGGCAGGGUCCUCUGAUACCCAGGCCCGCUCGGGGACUUGGCCCCAUCAGACCCAAAGUGCAAUCUCAGGGCCAGGUUCCAUGCCCUGCCCAAGUGUGAACCUUCUUGGAAACUUGUCUUGGGGCGAUUUCCCAUGGCCUUCCUGGCUUCCAUCUUGUCUGCGCGGCCCCACAGAUGUUACUGAGCAACUCAGCCAGCCUCCUGAGCCCCCACAAGCAGGGGGACUGAUAACCCUCUGACCUUUUUGUUCACUCUGAAAUCAGGAAUUUUUUUGGAAAUUUGUAAAUUUGGAAUUUUUCUUACGAUUAGGAGUGGAGAUCUGACCUCUUGUCAGGAACUCCCAUGAAUUGUGUGAUUGGUUUUCCUGCAUGGAUGAGGCCUUACAGGCUGACCCCACCAAGGUAACCUUGGUUCCGUCAGGUUACCAAUAAAGCUGUUCUUUAACUGA